Molecule: messenger RNA, 1491 nt
Organism: Beauveria bassiana ARSEF 2860
Lineage: Eukaryota; Fungi; Ascomycota; Sordariomycetes; Hypocreales; Cordycipitaceae
Product: Aldehyde dehydrogenase
Exons: 1
Coding region: 1-1491 (496 amino acids)
Molecular function (GO): oxidoreductase activity, acting on the aldehyde or oxo group of donors, NAD or NADP as acceptor
Source: RefSeq, a predicted model, not a curated record
AUGACUGAAGCUCUCAACAUUCCGAAACAGUCCAUCUUUCACUGGUCAUCUACCAGCUCUUCCAAGGAUUUCGACGUUCAUGACCCCGCUACUGGAAAAGUUCUUACAACUGUUCGGGGUGGCGACGCUGCAACCACACAAGCAGCCAUCAGUGCUUCCGCCGCGGCCUUUGCUGAAUGGAAGCAGCGAAGCUUGGCAGAACGCGGGCAGCUCCUAUUGGCGUGCUCUGUCGCUAUUGAUGCACACAAGCAAGAACUGGCAGACUUGCUUUGUGCCGAGAAUGGAAAACCCGUUCUAGACGCAGUAUUGGAUGUCAACUUUCUCAUCAAAGUCUUUGAAUUCUUUGGUUCCUUGGUCGACAAGCUUUCUGGACAGUUUCACGACCGCGGAGUGGUUUAUACCUCCAUCGUCCGCGAGCCUCUUGGUGUGUGUGCAGGUAUUUUGCCGUUCAAUUGGCCACCUAUUCACGCUGGUGGCAAGAUUGCGCCUUGUGUGGCAGCUGGAAACACCAUCAUCAUCAAACCUGGAGAACAAGCGCCGUUGACAGUCAUGCGAAUUGUCGAGAUUCUACAGACUGUCCUCCCCAAGGGUGUUGUGCAAGCUGUUCCUGGAGCUGGAGCUGAAGUUGCUCAGUUGCUGGCUGAGAGCUCCACAGUCAAGAUGAUCUCGCUUACUGGAUCUACAGCUGCCGGAGCUGCUGUUGCCAGGACGGCCUCGGAUUUGGUCAAGCGUACCGCCUUGGAACUUGGCGGCAAGAACGCCUUUAUCGUAUUCGAGGACUGCGACUUGGACCGAGCGUUAAAGGGUGCUCUGGAAGGGGCCUUUUUCAACAAGGGAGAGGCUUGCACUGCAGCAUCAAGGCUUUUAGUUCAUGAAAAAGUAUACGAUGAAUUCGUCGACAAAUUAGCUACUGCUGUACGCAAGUUGCGGGUCGGCAAUGGAUUUGACAAAGACACUCAUGUUGGUCCUGUUGUCUCCAAGCAGCAACAGGACCGUAUCAGAAGCUACAUUACGCUAGGAAGCGACGAGGGUGCCAAGAUUGCUGCCCAGGCAGAGUUGCCUUCUGAUGAUGCGCUCAAAGACGGCUACUUUGUUGCGCCGACUCUUUUCAGGGACGUGUCACGGUCGAUGCGCAUCGCCCAAGAGGAAAUCUUUGGCCCUGUAGCGACCGUGUGCCCGUUCAGGACCGAGGCAGAGGCUGUCUCGAUUGUGAACGAGUCAAGAUAUGGGCUUGUGGCCGCAAUUUGGUCCAAGGAUACGGAGAAGGCCCUCCGAAUCAGCAGACAGGUUGACACAGGCAUGGUCUUUAUUAACAACUACUUCAGAAGCGGGCUGGGGUUACCUCAUGGUGGAUCCAAAGAGAGUGGCUACGGCAGGGAGCAUUGGAUUGAAACGCUCAACGAAUGGUCAACUAUCAAAUACAUCCAGAUGCCGUCUGGUCUGGGCAGAGUGCCUACCUGGAGGUCCGUUGCGGAUGUCUUUGAUGAAUAG